Drosophila virilis is the source of this 1941-nucleotide messenger RNA. RefSeq names its product glycoprotein-N-acetylgalactosamine 3-beta-galactosyltransferase 1. Gene Ontology annotation, cellular component: membrane. The record is from RefSeq and is a predicted model, not a curated record. Gene Ontology annotation, molecular function: N-acetylgalactosaminide beta-1,3-galactosyltransferase activity. Lineage: Eukaryota; Metazoa; Arthropoda; Insecta; Diptera; Drosophilidae.
GAUAUUAUAAUCAAAAUGUCUUUGAUUACAAACAAGUGACGAAUUCAUCAUGCAAAUGGCAGAAAAAAUUAUUUAAAGUAUAAAUACUUAAGCAAAUUUUACCACAAGCAUCAAGACUCUUAAUUGCAUGACAAUUAUCUUGUCGUGUUGCAUGACAAAUGCAUCAUGCAAAAAGAAAGUGCCAUGGCAACAUUGUGCUCAUAAGGUCACAUUGAAGACACGCCUAGGGCAGUGUGAACAGUGCAAAGCAUCAAACCGGUCGUUUGUUUGUUUGUGGUUGUGUGUGUGUAUAUGUUAAAUUAUCGGAGUUUUUGCUUGAUGUUGGGCAUCAAAACAAAUCGCGACUGCAGCAAUAUGAAAUUAGACGUCGCGUCGGGCAGAACACGACACGGCAGGUCGUAACGUUGUCAUGACAACGGCCAAAACCCAAACAAUGCCCAAGCUGAGGUCCAGCUGGCCGGGCGGCCAAUUGCGCGCUCAGCUCCACCUGUUGACCGGCUUCAUAGCGGGAUUCGUGUGCGCCUUCAUGCUGCUCCUCUAUAUCUACGAUGUCCACAACGGCAUCAACUGCUGGCCAACCAGCAGCAGCAGUAGCAGCCGCAGCUACGCCUUCGCAUCCACGCUGAGAAUUGCGCAGCAAACCUCGCGGGAUUCGGCACCAUCAGCUCGUGUGCUCUGCAUGGUGUUGACCUGUCCGGACUAUGUGGAGCGCUAUGCGCAGCAUGUGCACGCCACCUGGGGUCAGCGCUGCAGCAAACUGGUGUUUGUCAGCAGCCAGCACUAUGAGCCGCUGGGCGUGGUCCAGGUGGUCGAAUCUAAUGGGGGUGGCUAUGAAGAUUUGUGGAAUAAGACGCGUGAGGGUUUCCGUCACGUGUGGCUGGAGUAUGGCGAGCAGUACGAUUGGUUUCUCAAGGCCGACGACGAUACCUAUGUCAUCAUGGAGAAUCUGCGUCACAUGCUGAGCGCCUAUGAUCCCAAUAUGCCCGUCUAUUUCGGCUAUCAAAUGAGACGCUACAAUGUGAGUUACAUGUCUGGCGGCGCCUCUUAUGUGCUCAGUCGCGAGGCAUUGCGUCGCUUUAUGACGCAGGCUUAUGACUCCGGCAAAAUCUGUCCGGAGCCUAAAAAAAUGGGCAUUGAGGAUUUUUAUAUGGGCAUUUGCCUGCAAAAUGUGGGCGUUCAUUUGAUAGACUCCGCGCGCGCACUUUCCGAAGAAGACAAGCCAAAGUUUUUUCCACUGGAUCUCGAGAGUUAUUUGCACAAUUUUAAUGCCAGUAUUCCGGAUUGGUUGCGAGAGAUGAGCGUCUCGCAGAUAGCAACAGGCAACGAUUGCUGUUCGAAUUACUCCAUAGCUUUUCAUUAUACCAAGCCGGAGCGCAUGUAUCUAUAUGAAUUUAUGCUGUAUCAUUUGCGAGUCUUUAGUCGCAAGUACGAGGAGCGGCUGCCAGCUCGAAUUUUAUUUGCCGAAAUUUUAGAAAUGUUUCCAAUUGAGAACAAUGCGGAGAUCAGAGACUUGACACAAAUGCCCGAAAAGCCUGACUAUUUUUGAAUUUCUUUAAAAACUAUUUUAGCAUGUAAAUAUAUUUACAUAUAUAUGUCUAUGUGAUUUAAUUAUUAAUAAAUUAAUAUUAUAAUAAGCAUAACAAUUUUAAUGAGUUGAACUAACUAGUUAAGCCAAGUUUAAGCUGUCGUUGUUGCUAUUGAACUGUAUUAAAAAACAAAAGACUUAGGCAACAUACUAGUUUGCGCAGCGCGUGUAAUUUGAGGUAUACUUUUAGGCGCAGUAUUUGAUGAAAAGUUGUUGGGCCUGCUUACGGAAAGGCUUCUAUUGUAUAUUUCAGGUCUUGCAAAAUUAAACGAAUCCAUUAUUGCAUGUAUUGUAGUAAUUUUUAGUUUAAUGUUUAUUUCAAAUAUAAACUGAAUUAAAAAAUUAUAAGCACUUCG